Molecule: messenger RNA, 1112 nt
Organism: Saccostrea cuccullata (small rock oyster)
Lineage: Eukaryota; Metazoa; Mollusca; Bivalvia; Ostreida; Ostreidae
Exons: 4
Coding region: 270-1082 (270 amino acids)
Source: RefSeq, a predicted model, not a curated record
UUGAAGAGCAAAUUCUACUUUAAUUUUAUUUCUAGUAGACUCUUAGUUAUAUAAAAUUAAACCUUAAUAUAGUUUUUAUGUGAACUAAACAUAAGGAGAAAAAAUAAUUUCCUCGUUGUUGAAAAGUUUUAACCCGGAUAAUAUUUCCAGGACAUGCAUUUAAUACAUCACUCCGCUUACAACUGAUUUUGAUUAGAGCAUAUCGAUUGUAUUUAUUAGUGCAUUUAAAAUUCAUUAACGACAUUUGGUUAUGUUCCGUUGUAUAAAUCAUGGAGUUUAAAUUCAUGUUCAUUAUUAACCUUUUGCGUUCAUUUCAUGAUGUAUUCUGUUCACCAAUAUGUCAAGGAGAGUAUGGACUUGUUUGUUGCAACGGAUACAGAUGGGACGAAAGAAUUGGAAUGUGUACAAAAUGUAGCCCAGGUUUUACAGGCUUGGAUUGCUUGCAGAAAUGUUGGUAUCCUCAAUAUGGUGAAAACUGUAAGUGGACGUGUUUAUGUGACGUUAGUUUGUGUGAUAAUGUUCUAGGAUGUGAUUACAGUACAAAGAUAAUGAAGUCAACUGCAGAGCCUACAACAGCACAAAUUCUUCAAAAUAGGACUUUGCGAGACACCAUGUACGCAUCAAAAACACUUAUUCAAAUAGAGGGUUUGGUCACAAGGAUAUCAGAAUCUGAUAACAUUUUCCGUGGAAAUGCUUCUAAAUUUAAAUUAGAUAUUUCAGUAUGGAUUGUUUUGUCCGCAAUUUUCCUGGCAAUUUCAAUUCUUUUGCUAACAAUAAUAAGAAAAAAGUUUUGCUCCACUAGCCAUUAUGUGCAAACAGUAACAUCAGAUGAUGCAAAACAAAACACUUACAGAGAACUGAGGUGCCAUGGUAACACAAACGACGAAAAGUUUGUACACGAGGUACAUAUGCAAGAAAAUAAUAGUGGUUGUUAUAAUGAUCCCGCGGUAUAUGAGGAAGUAGAUGAAGGAACAUUUGUGAAGGAGAACACAACACAGGAAGAUGUGGAUGGUGAUCAAGGAAGUGGAGCCACCAAAUCAGAUUAUCUUACACCCAUACAGAUAGAAAAGGACAGUCUGUAAUAUAUUAUCAUUUAUCAUCAACGUAGGUCU